This is a messenger RNA of Hylaeus volcanicus, 4543 nucleotides long. RefSeq names its product ankyrin repeat domain-containing protein 54-like. Bases 107 to 1177 code for a protein of 356 amino acids. The transcript has 4 exons. Gene Ontology annotation, molecular function: protein binding. The record is from RefSeq and is a predicted model, not a curated record. Lineage: Eukaryota; Metazoa; Arthropoda; Insecta; Hymenoptera; Colletidae.
CAAACCCUCUAGUGGUGGGUUCAGGCAAGGUUUCCAUUUUCUGAUCAGUGACAAAUUUCAAAUCCAUUAUUAUUUUCCUCGAGCUGUCGUGGUAUGCACGUAGUGCAUGUCGAAUUCAGAAGGUGGAUUAUUUCUAAAACGUUGUCGAACGUUUGAAUGUAAAAUGACGUCUGUGGACUCUGGGGUCGAGACGGGUAACGAUUCGAACGAUAGUUUCAUCGUUCAGCAUGAAAAUCUGUCAUCGGACCAAAUCGCCAAUGUCAGUUCAGCUAUUGUAACCACAACCAGUGGGGAGAAAGGAAUACACGAGAACGAGCCAACUACUUUCCGUAUAGACUUCGCGUCCCUCGAUUUUCGACCGCCAAUUACAUCCUAUUCCACGUUUGAAAAUUUCAAUUACACUCGUGAUACUCAAAGUUCAUCGCCGACCAGCAGCAUUGGACCAGUUGCACGCUCCUCCAAGGUUUUAGAGUUUGGAUUUCCUCGUAUGUACAAUGUUGAUAGACUAUCAAUAUGUAUGGAACUGUUAAAAAGCAAAUAUUAUUAUCAUAAAAAGAGGAGAUUUUGCAAAUCAUUCAGAACUCGUCAUUAUGUCACUUGUAUUGAUCCUUUCAUCGAACGCAAAAUGCGACUCGCAGCAGCAAUAAACAAUACUAUGAUGGUGAGAAGACUUUUAAUCAGUGGCGUAUCACCUAACAAUCAUGAUGCGAAAGGACGGACUCCUCUACACUUUGCUUCUUGCAGGGGUUACACAGAAAUGGUACAGAUAUUACUAGAACAUGGCGCAGAUCCUAAUCAAUGUGAUUGUGUAGGCAACACUCCAUUACAUUUAGCAGCUGUGACAUGUCAAAUAUCAGUGGUUACACUGCUCUUAAAAGCAGGAGCAGAUAUCUUAUCUUUGGAUCAACAUGGUUAUAAUCCGUUACAAUUAGCACAGACAAAAUUGAAAUUAUUACAAAAUUGUAAGGGAGAGAGUAUGCUAAGAGUCAAAGAAGAAGUCCAUAAUAUAGUUAAUAUGUUAUUGGCAUAUUUGCAAAAGCAGAAAGAUGCCCAUGAAAAAGUCGAAACUCUGAGCAGCUUUUACUCGCGUUUAUCUCUGUCUAAUACAUCCGAUCAAGUUCAGGAUGAUGUCAAAGAUUUGCUGGCUAAUUUAGACGCUCUUAGUAUAACGAGUUAAUUGUUUUCAGUACCGGAUUGUCAGUUUUAUUGACAAAUUAAACAUAACACGGAAUUGAAGAAAAGAUCAACAGCAUAUAUUAAAUUCUUUGCUAUAUCUUAAUGAGUUCUUUGUUUUAGUUAUUUAACGCGUUGUGAGAAAGAUUUUUUUUUAACUUAUAUCUGCGCGUGAAAUAAUGUUAAAGUUUUAAUGUACAAAAUGUUAGGAUUGUAGGUAAGUCAGUUAUGUGAAUGUUGAAUCGAUACGUUAAUGUAUCGUGAAUCGAGAACCAACUUCCAUUUUAUCAGGAGUUGUGAUUUACACGUUAAUGACAUAUUCGAUGUCGUUAUAUUCUUUAUUAUUUCAAUUUGGAUUUCUUAAGAAAACAUUUUCUUUGUCUGCCACUUAAAUUGCUUUUAACAAACGUUUUACGUUGCUUAUCACUAUGACCUGCCACUAGUAUCCAAGGUAACUAAAUUAGGUGUCUUUAAUUUUGAAAGACAGAUUUAAAAAUAAUGCUCCUACGAGUUAAAAAAACAGCUCAAUUCUAGAAUAACUGCAAGCCUUAAAUACUAAAUACAAUACAUUUAUACAAAAAUUACAGUUUGCAUGGCCUCUAAGGAGUGUGUCUCUGCAUCUUUUUCACAGCCAUUGUUCUUAACUGAUUACAAAAGAAAACUCAGAUCCUGUGGAAAUACAAGAAUCCCAUCAUAGUACAUAAUAACUUCACCGAUACGUUCUUUACAUGUUAAUUUCUAAGACAAGGUAAUGCAUGAUUAGAGAUCCCAUUAAUUUGUUGAAUUUGAAUAAAUUGUACUGGGUAAUUUUUAGAAUAUGUUUACAAACUAUGCCAUGCAAUAUAAUAAUAACAACAGUAAGCUUAUUUAAAAUGUUUGUGGCAUCAUCUUUUAUACAGGUAAUAAUGAUAAAAAAAGUAAUAAGAUUUACACGAUGUGUAUUAAAUUCGCCGAGCUGCAAAUAGAGUGCUAAUAGCAAAGAUAUGUUACAAUUGUGUAUAUGUAUAACAGUAAUUGCUACAUGUUUAUUUUUAUAAGUUUUAAAAGUUUAAAAAAAGAAUACAUAGUUUAUAUUAAUAUAUUUUUACUGUAAUGAUACGUAUUUACAAAUUAAUUAUAUUAAUUUUUUGCUUUUUUAUACUGUUAUAUUUUGCAAACCAUUGUAAGGCUGUGGGUAUCUGUACAGUAACAAAAUAUUUACUUUUUUCUUUCUUUCAAUUUUCAAAUGAUACUUGAAAUCAUAGACAUGAUAGUGUAAAAGCAAAUUUUACACUAACAUUGCCGUCAAAAUUUUAUAGAAUCUAUCGUACACCGAUUCAUUUUUAUGUUAUCGUAUAUACUCUUUUUCACUCUGUUUGCAGCCUUAAUAUUAUACGAUAAGUGAUAAAUAAAUAUAUAAACAAUUAAAUAACUUACGAGCAUUAUACUUUUUGUGUCUGAAAAUCGAAUCCUAUUUAAAAUGUUAAAUUAAAACGGCAGUGUUUACAUGAAAAGAACUUAUCCUUUACUAUGCUAUAUAUUAUUAAAAAUCACUUUUGGACAAAGAAAAAAUAUAAUGCAUCAGAGUAUACACCGUCACGUAUAAUCAGAGAUUUGCAUGGAUUCUUGGGGAAAUUAAUAAAAUUCAACUUAAAGAAUAGAAUUCUUUUUACUGUUUCAGAUUUCGUAAUUAUCGAAAACAUAAGCCAAUGUCAUUGUGUAUAUUAUGUCUAAGAAAAUAAGAAUACAAUUCAAAAUCAUCCUACAUACUUUUAGUAACUUCUCAUGUUUAAUAAUUAUACCCGUCUGUUUUCAUAUUCUUCUAAAUCUAAAAUGACGAAACAAAUCUCAUUUCAUUUUACGGCAUGAAAGUCGCUUCGAAAUUUCGAUAGUUACUUCGUAUUGGAUGAAAUGAGGCUAACCUAAAACAUCUUAUAUAAGAAGUUACUAAGUCCAGAGAUGAGAACAUAGAAAAAUUAAAAAUGGGGCAACCUGUAUAUAUGUACUAUAUGGGUAGACGUAUUCCUUGCAAUCAAUAUUUAUUGAAGUUUUCUGAUUUUUAAAACUGAAAGUUUCUUUUCUAAACAUUCUUUGAUUCUCCAUAUUUGUGCUUUUAAUGUAACUCUAUACCAUAAUUGAACUUGUAUUUAAAAUCAGAUAGAAUUAUAACAUUUUUUUUAUAUUAAAUAGGAGCAAUUAAUAAAUGAACAAAAUGUAGAAACUUGAUAUAUAUAAAAAUAAUAGUUCUUAAUUAUCAAUUUUUGAUUAACUUUUGUGUUAAGUUUAUAUACAGAUUUCUAAAUGAUUAAUAAUUAACAUUUUUACAGUUAUAACAAUUCUUAUGAGUAACAUGUAAAUUUUGUUGUUAUUGACUCAUCUUUGCAUUGAUACAAUGUUAUAUCUUCUAUAAUGUUACCUUCAACAUCAUAUUUUUGAGCAAUUGUUAGGUACAUAAAUAACUUUCAUGUAACUUUAAACUAUUUAGAUCCCCUGAAAAAUAUUGCGCAUUUUAAAGCUUUAUCAAACAAUAACUAUAACAGAAUUCUUUAAAUACAAAAAAUACGUUUUAUUGUUGCUCUUUUUAUCUCUUGCUCAAAAAUGCAUCAUUGUCCAAAUGAGAUGAUGAUUGUAUGUGAUAAUGGGAUUGGACUACACAUUUGCUAAAUUAUAGUUUUGUUCCUAAUGAUGUGAAAGUAUACAAAUAAACAAAUGCAAAAUAUGUACAUAUAUAAACGAUUUAAGUUAAAAUUAAAAUUGUGCAAUAUUUUUUGGGACACUCGAAAAUUAAUAACUUUGUUACGUCAACAAAUUUAUUAUCAUCUAUAACCACUAUUAUACUAAAAAACUUUUAUUAAAGUCAAGAUUAAUGGAAGAAUUAUAUACAUUUGGAUUUCAAAAAUGAUAAAUAAUACUUUGAGCAACAAUAUAUCAUUUUUUAAACAAAUGUGCCGUUAAAUAUUUCUUUUUAAUUAAAUAAUUAAAAUUUUUUACAGAGCCGUAAAUUAAAUACAUAUCACAUAAUGUCGUAUACAGAUUCAAUUUACAAUAUUACUUAUGAACAAUUCAAUUAGUCUUCUUUAGAAGUAUUAAACAAGAAUUAUUAGCUGCACUUUCUGUGAUUGAGAAUAAUAAAAUAGGGUUGCCCAAAUGUUUUUUUUUGUUUACAAUUGUUAUCAACGAAAGUAUCGCAAUUCUCUGAUGCUUUGAGAGAGCUGUAAUAAUUAACAAUUUAUGUUCAUACCAUAUAGCAUACGAAUUAAGACCAUAAACAUACAUACUUGUAUUUCGUAAUCUAUUAAGUCUAUAAUAUUUCGAAUGUGAAAGUGUUUGAAAUUUGUAAUGUAGGUAUAAACAUAAGAUUUAGCAUGAUAGAAAUAAAAAUUGAAAAACA